AUGCUAUCGUCCCCUGGAAAUGCCUAUCUGAAUGGCCAAUUCCGUGAUCCCUAUAAUAAUCCUCCUUUCGACACACAUGAUUUCUACCAAGCUAUGAAGACGAAUUGUUCCGAGCAAUACAAGAGCGUCAUGGCAAAUCCUCGUGUCGGUGGCUACUUCCUCGUUAGCUGUUUGAUCGAAAACAUUCCAGAAGGGGUAAAACUCCAAAUGUCAAUCGUCUCGAUCAUCUUGGGUCUAUUACCCAUGGCAUUACAAUUUGUCGGACCAAAGGUGGCCGAUGUGUCGAUCCUAGCAACGCAUCGUCCAGUUCUCACGCUAUUGGUGUGCAUCGGAGCGCCAACGGUAACUCUCAGCCACGAAAGUACGGGAUUGGAACCAUCCGCGACCGAGACCGACGAUUUUGACGGACUAUGGCCACAGAGCCCCGAAAAAACGACCGGGUAG
This is a messenger RNA of Trematosphaeria pertusa, 444 nucleotides long. RefSeq lists its product as uncharacterized. The record is from RefSeq and is a predicted model, not a curated record. Bases 1 to 444 code for a protein of 147 amino acids. Lineage: Eukaryota; Fungi; Ascomycota; Dothideomycetes; Pleosporales; Trematosphaeriaceae. The transcript has a single exon.